Molecule: messenger RNA, 1785 nt
Organism: Raphanus sativus (radish)
Lineage: Eukaryota; Viridiplantae; Streptophyta; Magnoliopsida; Brassicales; Brassicaceae
Product: glucan endo-1,3-beta-glucosidase 5-like
Exons: 2
Coding region: 78-1589 (503 amino acids)
Biological process (GO): carbohydrate metabolic process
Cellular component (GO): plasma membrane
Molecular function (GO): hydrolase activity, hydrolyzing O-glycosyl compounds
Source: RefSeq, a predicted model, not a curated record
UACACAAACACAAAACAAAGUCUCAUUAGACCCCACACUCUGAAACAAUCUUGCAGCCUAAAUAUCACACUUUAUAGAUGGGUCUUAAUGAUAAAUACAACAAACUCGUUUUCUUAUGCCUCUCUUUACUGUUAUUUCACAACAAUUUGAAGAAUGUCGACGCCUUGGCAUGUAACUGGGGGACACAAGCGAGCCAUCCUAUGCCACCAAACAUAGUGGUGAAACUCCUCAGAGACAAUGGGUUCAACAAGGUUAAGCUAUUUGAAGCCGACCCUGGCGCACUUAGAGCCCUCGGUAAAUCCGGUAUUCAAGUCAUGGUUGGUAUCCCCAACGAUCUCUUGGCAUCUAUGGCAUCCACUGUCACCAACGCCGAGCUUUGGGUUCGACAAAACGUCUCUCAAUACAUCUCUAAAUACGGUACCGACAUAAGAUACGUAGCCGUGGGGAACGAGCCAUUCUUGAAGAACUACAAGGACAGAUUCGUCAAAUCAACAUACCCGGCGCUUCAGAACGUUCAAGCAGCUCUGGUGAAAGCCGGUCUCGGCCGGCAAGUCAAGGUCACGGUGCCUCUCAACGCAGACGUCUACGAAUCCGGCGACGGUCUCCCUUCCUCCGGCGACUUCCGUUCCGACAUCAAGACACUAAUGGUCUCCAUCGUCCGCUUCCUCGCCGACUCCGUAUCCCCCAUAACUUUCAACAUCUACCCUUUCCUCUCCCUCAACGCCGACCCGAACUUCCCCCGCGAAUACGCCUUCUUCCCCGGCGGCGGCGGAGCUAAGCCAGUCGUCGACGGAUCGAUCUCUUACACGAACGUCUUCGACGCGAACUUCGACACGCUCGUCUCGGCGCUGGAGAAGAACGGAUUCGACGCGGAGAAGGUGGAGAUCAUCGUCGGAGAAGUCGGAUGGCCCACCGACGGCGACGCGAACGCGAACACGGCGCUGGCUCAGAGGUUCAACCAAGGGUUAUUAAACCGCAUCGUCCGAGGACAGGGAACGCCUCGCCGGAAAACGGCGCCGGAGGUUUACGUGUUCUCGUUGGUCGACGAGGACGCGAAGAGCAUCGAUCCCGGGAAGUUCGAGCGCCACUGGGGAAUAUUCUCUUACGACGGCGCCGUUAAGUACCCGCUAAGUCUCGGUAACGGACGUCAGUUGGUUCCCGCGAAAGGGGUUCGUUACCAGGCACGUGAGUGGUGCGUGCUCUCUCCUCAAGCGGCUGCGGGGAACGCCGCGUGGACGUCGUCUGCUGAUUACGCGUGUCAGCAAGCUGACUGCACCUCUCUGGGCCCGGGGUCCUCUUGCGCUGGUUUAGAUUCAGCGGCGAAUGCGUCUUACGCGUUUAAUAUGUAUUUUCAGAAGAUGGAUCAUCGCCGGGGAUCUUGCGUGUUCGACAAUCUUGGGGUUGUGACUAAGGUUGAUCCGUCGGGUGGCUCGUGUAGGUUUCCGAUUGAGAUUGAUACGAGCAGGAAGGAUGAGACGUUGCGUCCGCGGAAGAAUUCUGGUGCCGGUGAAGGGAAGUGGAUGACGGUGGUGACGGCGGAGAUGGCGGUUGUUUGGGCGGUGUAUAUUUUGAUGAUCAUUGGGGCGUAAUUUUUUCUGUUAACUAUUUUCGUUCUUCUUUCUUACAUCUGUAAAUAAGAUCGAUAAUUGGACAUAUGAUUUGUCUUUCGUGGAACUGUUGUACCACGUAGUACUAUAGUUGCUAUACACAUAUGAAUUAUGUAAAUUAGAUAGUUGCCCAAAAAAAAAAAAAAAAGAUAGUGGCUUAAUAUGAUAUCAAAUUAGC